Anopheles cruzii is the source of this 798-nucleotide messenger RNA. RefSeq names its product nascent polypeptide-associated complex subunit alpha, muscle-specific form-like. The transcript has a single exon. NCBI's taxonomy places the organism in Eukaryota, Metazoa, Arthropoda, Insecta, Diptera, Culicidae. The record is from RefSeq and is a predicted model, not a curated record. The coding region runs from base 1 to 798 and encodes 265 amino acids.
AUGUACACCACCACCAAUAACAGCAACAGCGGUCUGCAGCAACCCGUGGCCGGCGGGGGCCACGCGAACCAAUCGAAGGGCCGCCCGAAGUCGGCCCACGGCAAGUCUCCGAGGUCCGAGUACACGGUCCCCACCGAUCCACCCGUCUCGCCCGGAGAUGGCAGUGCGAUCGCUCCUUACUACGGCGGCAAGGGCCGCGCGGCGAGCCGCAAGCUGAGCUGCGACCUUCCGUCGCCCGACCUUCAGCAGCCCGCGCAGCAUCAGAAGAAGCACACCAAAAGCAAAUCACAGUCCCAGAUGCUCCUGCUCCUUCAAACAUCGACCACAGCUGGCCCCAACGGCGCCCCCGGCACCACCAUCAUCCCCGGUGGCACGCUGGCGUCGUCGGCCUCGUUGCACCGCUCGGCCACGACGCCACCGGCCGACGGUGGCGAAGACCACCGGCUACCGGCCUCGCGUGACAGUUUCCCGGGCACUAGCCCGCCCCCCUUACCGCCGCUCCCUCUGCAGCCCGCGAAUGGUGGAAAGCAGCUUCCGCCGGCGGCAUCCCCAUCGGCGUCGAUCGGGCGCACCCGGCAUCCGGCCCCGGGUGGCAAUGCAAAUAAAUCACACCCCGCGCACCACCUCCAGCAAACUCCGCUGCCACCGACACCCGGACCGGCACCGACACAGCAACAACAACAACAGCCACAACAACAGUACACUAAAAAGCACACCCCGAAACAUCAGCAACAGUCGCCGGUGAAUAAUGGACCGACCGGUGUGGGACAGGGCGGUAAAACGAGCCGAACCAGUUAG